GUUAGCCGUCGAAGCUGUUCGGAGAAUUCCAGGUAAACCUUACGAAUAUUUCAAUCGAUGGUUCGCUGUCGGUCAGUUUGUUUGAUUGAUUCGGAAUUGAGAUUAGAUGAUUUCCCCCAUAGAUUUCUGGGUUCGCGUUGAAAAUGGCUAAAUCAGUCAUACUUUAUCACGUUCUUCGAUUCCCAGUUUCUUUCUUCUUCAUAGGAUUUUCUGGGUUUCCGAGGGCUUCAAGGACCUAAAUCGUGUUUUGAAGCACCUCAAUGGGUACUCGUCUACUCCCCAAGCAUGUAGCCGCAGUUAUCAAAUGCCAGAGGGAUCCUAUAAAAGCCCUAGAAAUCUUCAAUUCGAUGAAAACAGAGGAUGGUUUCAAGCAUACGUUGUCUACUUACCGAAGUAUCGUCGAAAAGCUCGGCUUUCAUGGAAAAUUCGAGGCCAUGGAACAUGUCUUAAUGGAAAUGAGACAGAAUGUGGACAGUUGUUUGCUUGAAAACGUCUAUAUCGAGGCAAUGAAGAACUAUGGUCGGAAAGGGAAAGUUCAAGGAGCUGUUAACGUGUUUGAGAGGAUGGAUUUCUAUGAAUGUGAGCCCACUGUUCUGUCUUACAACACUAUCAUGAAUAUUCUGGUCGAGAAUGGUUACUUUGAUCAAGCUCACAAGGUGUAUAUGAGGAUGCGGGAUAAGGGAAUAACCCCGGAUGAGUACUCGUUUACGAUUAGGAUUAAGUCCUUUUGCAGGACAGGACGGCCUCACGCCGCUUUGAGGCUUCUCAACAACAUGCCGUUUCAAGGGUGUGAGCGGAAUUCGGUUGCCUAUUGCACGGUGGUUGGCGGGUUAUACGAAGCAAAUUUCAGGGAUGAAGCAUAUGAUCUGUUUGGGCAGAUGCUUGGACAGGGUGUAUCUCUCGGAAUAAGUACAUUUAAUAAGCUUUUACAUGUUCUAUGCAAGAAAGGUGAUGUCCGAGAGUGUGAGAAGCUACUGGAUAAAGUUCACAAAAGGGGUGUUUUGCCAAAUCUGUUUACGUAUAAUUAUUUUAUCCAAGGGCUUUGUCAGAAAGGUGAGCUUGAUUCUGCUGUUCGUGUGCUCGGUUGUCUCAUUGAGAAGGGACCGAAACCUGAUGUUGUUACUUAUAACACGCUAAUCCGUGGGUUAUGUAAGAAUUCCAAGGUUGCUGAGGCAGAGACGUACUUGGGAAAGAUGGUUAAUGAAGGAUUGGAGCCUGACAGUUUUACUUACAAUACGCUGAUAAACGGAUAUUGCAAGAACAGUAUGGCACAGAAUGCAGAAAGGAUUCUGAGUACAGCUGUUUCCAAGGGGUUCGUGCCCAACGAAGUCACCUAUCUCUCCCUAAUUGAUGGGUUGUGUCAAGAAGGAGAUAUAAAUCGUGGUCUAGAUUUAUUCAAUGACGCUGUGGGCAAAGGACUAAAGCCUAGCAUUGCUAUUUACAACAAACUGAUAGAAGGGUUGUCAAAACAGGGUCUAAUUUUCGAGGCAAAUCAGCUGAUGAGUGAAAUGUCUGAUAAGGGUUGCAAUCCUGACAUAUGCACUUAUAACAUACUCAUUAACGGAUUAUGCAAGAUGGGUUGUGUUUCUGAUGCCGAUGGACUCGUAAAUGUCAUGAUUUCCAAAGGUUACUUUCCGGACAUUUUUACUUUCAAUACUUUGAUCCAUGGUUAUUGUAUGCAGUUGAAAAUGGAGAAUGCCCUUAAGAUCCUAGAUGUUAUGUUGGACCAUGGUGUUGAUCCUGAUGUAUAUACUUACAACUCCUUGCUUAAUGGUCUCAGCAAGACAUCAAAGUAUGAAGAUGUGAUGGAAAUUUAUACAACAAUGAUUGGCAAAGGUUGUGUUCCUAACUUAGUAACGUUCAACAUACUUCUUGAGAGUCUAUGCAGAAACCGAAGACUAGAUGAAGCAUUGGGAAUGCUACAGGAAAUGAAAAGUAAGGAUGUAAACCCAGACUCUGUUAGUUUGGCGACAUUGGUCCAGGGCUUUUGCAAACACGGGAAUUUGGAUAGAGCUUACAAACUGUUCCGGAAAAUGGAAGAGGUCUACAAGGUUUCAAAGACCACAGCAACAUAUAAUAUCAUGAUUAAUGCUUUCAUGGAGAAGCUAAAUGUUAAAAUGGCUGGAAAGCUUUUCCAAGAGAUGGAUGAUCGUGGCUUUGUACCUGACGAAUACACAUACCGGGUUAUGAUUGAUGGUUUCUGCAAAGCAGGAACAGUCAAUUUGGGUUACAGGUUUUUGCUCAAGAAGAUAGAGAAAGGGUUUAUUCCAUCGCUUACGACUUUUGGACGUGUGGUAAACUGUCUCUGUGUUGAGGAUAGAGUCUUUGAAGCUGUUGGCAUCGUCCAUCUCAUGGUGCAAAAAGGAAUAGUACCCGAGGUUGUGAAUACGAUUUUUGAUGCUAGCAAGAAGGAGGUAGCUGCUCCUAAGCUUGUUGUGGAGGAUCUACUGAGGAAGAGUUGCAUUACAUAUUAUGCUUAUGAACUCUUACAUGAUGGCCUUAGAGAUAAAAAGCUACGCAAGAAAAAGGCUUUCAGACCGGUAACCAUCUGACAGGAGAGGUUUAUGUCAGAUCUGUUUGCUUGAUGAACAGCUCAAACUUUUCCGUUGUAAGCAUUCCCAGGACACGGCAUCUUUUCCCGAAGAAGAUGGUGACGGCAAGAGAGCCUUAACCAACUAAUAUGGAUGAUAAUAUAUCUGUAGAUAUAUCACCUGUAUCAUUAGGCUUCCCGUUACAUGCUGGUUAGUAUCUUGUUGAUCAUACA
Molecule: messenger RNA, 2764 nt
Organism: Tarenaya hassleriana
Lineage: Eukaryota; Viridiplantae; Streptophyta; Magnoliopsida; Brassicales; Cleomaceae
Product: putative pentatricopeptide repeat-containing protein At1g74580
Exons: 2
Coding region: 261-2552 (763 amino acids)
Molecular function (GO): protein binding
Source: RefSeq, a predicted model, not a curated record